CUUCUUCUCUUUCGCUCCAGCUAUUCCAUCAUUUCCGUCUCCGUCCUCUCUCCCCUCCUUCGCUUAUCUCUCCCCUUUCUACCGCCACGGAAGUCCUUUUUUAUUCCGAGUUUUCCCCUGGAAGCUUCUCGGAUCCUUCCCCUGUUCCCCGCCGUCGGGUUUCGCGCCUUGCGUUCCCGCCCGCGGGCGCGUCGGUGGGUCGCAGGCGGCGGUUCGUGUCACAUAGGACUCUUCAUUGAAUUGAACUGUCAAAGGAAACUGAGGAAGGUGGCUGCUGGGGUGGGAGUACGCUAAGCAGCUAGAGGAAGAACCCUAAUUCAGGAUCAUGGGUGCUCUUUGUGAUUUCUGUGGGGAGCAAAGGCCAACAAUUUAUUGCCGAUCAGAUGCCGCAUCCUUAUGUUUAUCGUGUGAUCGUAAUGUGCAUUCAGCUAAUGCCCUUUCUCGGAGACACAUGAGGACCCUUCUUUGUGACCGUUGUGCUUCACAGCCUGCAGCAGUCCGAUGUCUUGAAGAGAAUACCUCACUUUGCCAAAACUGUGAUUGGAACGGGCAUGGUGCAACAUCCUUGGCUGCUGGGCAUAAACGGCAGCCCAUAAACUGCUACUCAGGGUGCCCAUCAUCAGAGGAGCUUUCAAGGAUCUGGUCAUUUGCUAUGGAUACCCAUACUGCAGCUGAUGAACCGAACUGUGAGGAAGGAAUAAGCAUGAUGAGCAUAAAUGACAGCGGUGUCAAUAAUCAUUAUGCUGCUGAACAAGAGAGCAGCCUGUUGGAUAUAGCUAGCACAGCACUCAUGAGUCAUCCACCCACUGUUGAAAAGCUUAAACCUUUGAAUUCCGGAGAUGGGAUGAAUCUUCGGCCACUUGCCACACAUCAGCCAGCUGGAUCAGUUUCAGUGACGCCAAAGGUACAGUGUAUCACAGACGAAAAUAUGUUCGAUGAUGGCAGCAUAUACGAAGACUUCUGUGUAGAUGAUGCUGACUUGACAUUUGAGAAUUACGAAGAACUGUUUGGUACCUCACACAUUCAAACAGAGCAACUAUUUGAUGAUGCUGGGAUUGACAGUUAUUUUGAAACCAAGGAAAUGCCAGCUACUGAAUCUAAAGAGGAGCUCAAACCUAUGCAGCCAGAAUGCAGCAACGUGGUAUCUGCUGAUUCCAGCCUUUGUAUUCCUUCUAGGCAUGCCAUAUCCAGUAUAUCCCUCUCCUUCUCAGGUUUGACUGGCGAGAGCAAUGCUGGAGAUCAUCAAGAUUGUGGGGUAUCACCAAUGCUCCUUAUGGGCGAGCCACCCUGGCUUCCUCCAGGUUCUGAAGGCUCAUUUGCCAGUGGUAGCAGAGGUAGCGCUCUCACAAGGUACAAGGAGAAGAAGAAGCGACGGAAAUUUGACAAGAAGAUCAGGUAUGCUUCUCGCAAGGCUAGGGCAGACGUGAGAAAGAGGGUCAAGGGUCGCUUUGUAAAAGCUGGUGAAGCAUAUGACUAUGAUCCACUCAGCGAAACAAGAAGCUACUGAAUCCUGAAUGCAAAUAACUAUCAUCCAGUUGUCUGACUAGCAGGAUAACCUUCAGCAGCUCAUUGGUGUUGCUUGAACUAAGCAAGAUCGCUGAAGAACACAAGCAAUUGUACCAGGUUGGUAGGUUGCGAGUUGAAAAAACAGUACAAAAAGAGAAGGCGCAAAAAUGCAAGAAGUUUGAUGUAUGCUACUGCUCCAUUUUCUCCAUUACAGUGGAUGAUGGAACAUGCAUAUCAUUUUAUUAAGGGUCAGUGAUUUCAAUCACUUCCCACCAUCUGUGCAUUAAUCCAAUAAUACAAUUUCAGGGCAGUCCAUUUCUACCCACUGAUUGCGCAUGGCAGCCAUCCCUGCUUCAUGCCUUUAUCCACAAUGUUUGGCUGUGCGCUGCCAGGUCAGACAUGUAGUUACAUUAUUAACCAUACUUUCUGGAGCUCCCUCCUGUAACAUUAUUUAUUUAUUUAUUUAUGAAACACGGCCUGCUGUUAUGAGGAUACAUAGAUGGAUGCACCAUUAGCUUGUUUAGAAGGAAUUGUGGUUGCUUUAACUUGUGAAGUUUGUUCUUGUAAAGAUGCUGGGUAUGAAAUAGAAGCAUUCAUGUAUCCGGACACUGAAUCUAUGUACUUAAUUUUGUGCCACAGUAGCCAUUUCUUCAGUU
Molecule: messenger RNA, 2162 nt
Organism: Brachypodium distachyon (stiff brome)
Lineage: Eukaryota; Viridiplantae; Streptophyta; Magnoliopsida; Poales; Poaceae
Product: zinc finger protein CONSTANS-LIKE 9
Exons: 5
Coding region: 326-1507 (393 amino acids)
Molecular function (GO): protein binding; zinc ion binding
Source: RefSeq, a predicted model, not a curated record